AUGAAAUUCAUGCGCCAGAUUGGUCGGCGACUACGAUAUCUGCCGCACAGCAUCAAGUUAAAGCCAUACCCCGGAGGCAUUCUGGUCAGUUGGGAAGACAAUGAGGCGGAAUCUUUUCGCAUGCUCGGCCCGAACGGCCCAGACUAUCAUGUUGUGCUUCAUGAUGACAAUUGUGCGAACACUGAGAUGGCGCUUCUUCACGAUCAAGCAGCCCUCCCCUACGAGACGGUGCCCUGUGGCUGCCGCCAGCAGUCCGCUCGUCAGACACACCGAAAGUGCCUCUUUACCGGUCUGUCGCACACAUCGACUUAUUAUGCCACGAUUGCGCUGAACGAAGAUCGAGCUUUUUAUGGGGUGCCGUCUGAUCGACUAUCGCCGGGGUCGUAUGAGAGUGUGGGGGGUCUUUCCCAGUAA
Penicillium brasilianum is the source of this 414-nucleotide messenger RNA. Lineage: Eukaryota; Fungi; Ascomycota; Eurotiomycetes; Eurotiales; Aspergillaceae. The record is from the annotation of a GenBank genome assembly.